AUGAUUGGGCUAUUGAUUCAAGCCCACACCACCAUUGAUCAAACGCCUGCGUUUAUGGAGGCUAUGGUAAUACCUCAGAUGUUCUCUCACACACUCACUGCGUUUAUGGAGCCCUCACCGCCGAUCACCACCACUACUCACCGUUACAAUCACUCGCACCGCCGUGUCGUGGAUGUGGUUCACACAAAUGGACACCUCUCAUCGGUUUCCCACCCAAUUCAACUCCAUCUCCUUACGAGGACCCCGUAUGUGACUGGAUCAUCUGUGAUUGCAAUCAAAUACAAAGAUGGGAUUCUCAUGGCUGCUGGUAUGGGAGGUUCCUAUGGGUCUACCCGGCGAUACAAGAGUGUUGAGCGGUUGAAGCCUGUUGGAAAACAUUCCAUUAUUGGUGCCAGUGGAGAAAUAAGUGAUUUUCAAGAGAUUCAACAUUACCUCAACGAGCUUAUCUGGCUCCGUGUAUUGUUGCAGGUGGUUCCGCUGAAACAGAGGUAG
Molecule: messenger RNA, 492 nt
Organism: Vicia faba (fava bean)
Lineage: Eukaryota; Viridiplantae; Streptophyta; Magnoliopsida; Fabales; Fabaceae
Source: the annotation of a GenBank genome assembly